Messenger RNA from Helianthus annuus (common sunflower), 550 nucleotides. RefSeq names its product DDT domain-containing protein PTM-like. Lineage: Eukaryota; Viridiplantae; Streptophyta; Magnoliopsida; Asterales; Asteraceae. The transcript is spliced from 2 exons. The coding region runs from base 197 to 550 and encodes 117 amino acids. The record is from RefSeq and is a predicted model, not a curated record.
UCGAGAGGAAACCGAAAUCGGCCCAGAUUCAGAUGGAGUUGUUACUGUUUCAAUCGAUGAAAGUAUCCCUAAAAAAGGUCGCACAUCUAAGAAUUCUUUAUCUAAGGAUCAAGAAGCUGUAAAAACAGUUUCGGAAGCUACUAGCGGUGAUGAUAUUGAUGAAGAUGGUAAUGGUGAUGAAUGCCGCCUAUGUGGCAUGGAUGGGACGUUAAUUUGCUGCGAUAGAUGCCCGUCAUCGUAUCACUCCCAAUGUAUAGGAAUGAUGAAACUGUCUAUUCCUGAAGGGGAGUGGUAUUGUCCAGAGUGUACGAUUAAUAGAAUCGGGCCGGUUGUUACCAAGACAACGUCCCUUAGAGGAGCUGAGUUUUUCGGGAUUGAUCCUUAUGAGCAAGUGUUUUUGGGCUCUUGUGAUCAUCUGUUAGUGAUGAAAGCUUCUACAAGUUCAGGCUCACAUAUUCAUUACUAUUCUUCCGUUGAUAUACCAAAAGUUUUGCAGUCACUUACUUCCUCGGCUGAGUAUACAGCUUUAUCCCUGACCCCAUUGGAAUAG